Molecule: messenger RNA, 2385 nt
Organism: Staurois parvus
Lineage: Eukaryota; Metazoa; Chordata; Amphibia; Anura; Ranidae
Source: the annotation of a GenBank genome assembly
GGAUUCUGGGACUCUUCCAUAAGAGGCAGAAGAAGCUCGCUCAUUCCUCAUCCUGGUAAAUCAGCGUCUUGUGGCCGUCUGCGGAGUGGAGAGGCCUCUGAUGCACCGAGUGACUGUGCCUGUGAAAUCGAGCUCUUGGCCGAAAGUGGCAAACUGUGGUUUGUAAAUCCUAUUUUUAUCGAGGAAUGUGGCAACACACAGGCCUGUGAUCAACUUCCUCCAACAAACUGUGUUGCAAAGGCCGACGUUCAGCUCCCCAAAGUUGUUUACAGGAGACCUCCUCCACCGCCUCCUCCGUUACAUAAGCCUCCCCUUCCGUCUGUUCCUCCUUCUGCGCCUCCCCCAGAUUAUAUACUUCCACAUUCACACUCACCAACGUUAAGUUCUCCUAAGAUUUCCUCUCCUACGCCUUCAAGCUUCUCUGACCAAAGUCUGAGCUCUCCUUCUCAAAGGUCUUCUGUCACCGAUGAUCAUAUGGUUGAGAAGCCUUCUGCAGAUAUGAGAAUCAGCAAUUCAGAAGAGAAGAAAGACGUUCCAGGAAAUAAUGCGCAUCCAGAAGCAUCUCCAGUUCGGACUCCAGUUCGCCUCCCACCUGCUGUCCCAAAAAGGAGACCUUCUGGGAAAGUUCCAGAGAAUGCAUCCAAUGUUUUUUCAGUAAAACACAAUGCAGGGGAAAAAAAACUAAGUUCACCAUCUUCUGAGCACAAGAACAGUAUGCCACAAGUUAAGCCAAUGACGAAAAAAGCUGAGGCUCACAGAGGAAGCAAUGAAAACGUACAACAAAAGAAGGUCGGCUCUCCUGUACAUCAACAAAAAUUGGCAGACGGGAGAAAAAUGCCUCCUGUCCCGCCACCACGAGUGAAGAAAUUGUCUUCCAAGUAUUCCUCUGCCAAAGCUGCUCAGCAGAAACCAGAUCCAAAAAGGCUCUCUGAGCCCCAACAAUCUUCCAAGACUUCUGAAGUCCACCAAAGUGUCAAAAUCCAGGAUAAAAAAGGACAGAAAAAAAGUUCAACGUCCGAAGACCUGAAGGGUUCAGAUUCGUCUUUGAAUUCGCCGAUGAGUGGACCAAAUACUCCUGUGUCCAAUCCGGAGAUGGAUUCCAAUUCUGCCAGCAGUGCAGAUGAGGACUGUGAAAGGCCCACUGGUGCUUCCCUCAAAAAGUCCCAUUCAUUUAUGCUGGACAGGGCCAAAAACAGGUUGUCCAUUGUGGCCAUCACCAACGUCUUUUCGGCGUUCAUGUCUGCAGACCGGAAACUGCAGAAAAGGAUUACGGAACUGGCUCACGACAAAGACUCCUACUUCGGGAAUCUGGUGCAGGACUAUAAAGCCUAUAGUUUGGAGAUGAUGGCCAAGCAGAGAUCCAGCACAGAGAUGCUGCAGGAGAUACGGCUCAUGAUGACCCAGCUGAAGAGUUACUUAGUUCAGAGCACCGAGCUGAAGUCCAUGGUGGAUUAUAAUCUAUACACGGAUGAUAAAAUAGACGCCAUUGUGGAGGCGGCUCUGUGCAAGUGCGUCCUGAAGCCCCUCAAGGCCCCCAUUGAACGUUACCUCAGGGAGAUCCACGAGAAGGACGAAUCAUUGAGACUCCUGACUGAGAACCAGCUGGUCAUCCAGGACAUGACCACCACCGACCUGGGCGUCACCACCAGUGUGCCAGACAGCGGCGUGAUGGAGAAGAUUAUCCAGAAGUUCGGGACCAUGCACAAGACCUACUCACCAGAGAAGAAGAUCACCUACCUGCUGAAGGCAUGCAAACUCAUCUACGACUCAAUGGCCACAGGGAACCCAGGGAAGCCCCACGGAGCGGACGACUUCCUCCCAGUUCUGAUGUACGUCCUGGCCCGCUGUGACCUCGUGGCUCUUCUCCUGGAUGUAGAGUAUAUGAUGGAGCUGAUGGACCCUUCGCUGCAGCUGGGAGAAGGUUCCUAUUACCUGACCACCACCUACGGGGCUCUGGAGCACAUAAAGAACUACGAUAAGAUUACAGUGACUCGGCAGCUCAGCCUCGAGGUCCAAGACUCCAUCCAUCGAUGGGAGAGAAGACGGACGCUCAACAAAGCCAGGGUGUCUCGCUCCUCCAUACAGGACUUCAUCACAAUUUCCUUUGAAGAGCUGGAGGUGAACACGAGGACCUUGGCCACCAAGCCAGACACGAGGGUGGCCCAGGUGCUGCAGCAGUGUGCAGAAAAAUAUGAGGUGUCCGACCCACAGAAAUACGGCCUCUAUGUGCUUGUCAACGAACAGUUUUACCGUCUUGCCAAUGACUCGUUGCCGCAGCAGGUGAAAUCUCGUCUGCUGAAAAAUGACCAAAAAUUGGACUUCCACUUCCUGUAUAAGACGGCAGGUGACCAAGACACGCCAGUGAAGGACCUGGACUUCCUCUAG